AUGUUAGAUUCGACCAAGAGACAGACCUCUCACUACAUCACCACAGAGUUCUCCCUCCAUGAUGAUCGGAUCGUCACCAGAACUUGAAGGCUGUACGCGCCACACCUGCAGUCGUCUUUGAAGCAAGUGGUGACUGCUGUGGGGUCUGUGUGUGCUGAGAAAU
Messenger RNA from Ectocarpus siliculosus, 163 nucleotides. NCBI's taxonomy places the organism in Eukaryota, Phaeophyceae, Ectocarpales, Ectocarpaceae. The record is from the annotation of a GenBank genome assembly.